AUGCCGGUUCAAGAUGACGAUGACUUCGACCGCCGUCCCCAGCGACGAAGAUUUGAAGAGCCUCCAUUUGUUCAAGUUCGCCGACAGCUCUUGAGCCUGGCGGAAUCGGCUGCUCGCAGAGUCGAGGAUGAUAUCUAUGGUAUCGCAAAGAACGCGGCCGAACAUUACGACGAUGAGGAGCUGCGGGAUACCUUGGUCAACAUUUCGCUGGAUCUUGUUCUAGAGCAGCCCAUGAAAACACCUUUCGUCGCGGCGACUGCCUUGGUCGCGUAUAACAUGAAACCAGAGCUGGGAUUGGAUGUGCUGAACAAGGCAGUCGGCGCCCUACAGAACUACAUUGAUUCGGGUUCAUGGCGCGAGGUCAAGCUUCUUGUUCGCUUUUUGGGCUGCCUGCAGCCUCUUUUCGAGGGUGAUGGUAUUUUUUCGCUUUUGGAGGAGCUGUUCGCCCGUGCGGUUGACCUCCAAACCGCUUCCUCCGAAGACUUGCUCGGUAUGGAGCUUGUUAAAAUCAUUCUCUUCACAAUUCCCUAUGUGAUGUCGUCCCCCGCUACUGGCUUCGAGUCCCAUGCUUCCGCGCUACUCGAAAAAACCGACAUUAUCGCAUCUACUCCGCACGCUCUCGUGGACUUGGUAAACACAUUCAGCCCUGAGGAGAAUGAGUCCGCCGCUGGUCCGAGUGUCAUCAGUCUUCUCCAAAGCCAACUCCAAGGCGAAGCUAAUCGGGGAUGGGAACUCAAAUGUCUCCCCCGACCUUGGAAGGACAUUCGGGAAGGCGAUGACACUGAGCAGAAGCCGUUCGAGAUCGUCACCAAAAUCCCUUUUCCAGAGAUUAAUGUUCAAAACCCAGUCCCGAAUGGUCCCCGAGCUCUUUUCCCUGAAGUCUACAUUUCUGUGUACGCAAAUCAGGAAAUCGAGACCGUGCCACCCCCUUCAAAUAUCACCUCAUUGAUUUUGCGAGACGCGUUGGUUGAUACAAUCAACUUACUUGACUUCAACCGCGUUGCCACAGCCAAGUACUUGAUUGAUGUUGACUGCUACUUCACUCCUGAUACGUUCGUCAAGCGGGCUACUCCCUUCGAUCGUAUGCGUGAUCUGGCUGGCGAGGGUCAGUCUUGGAAGCCUGAAGAUGUGGCCGUUGACGCAGUCUUCUCGCAGUUGUAUCAGCUGCCAACAUCGGAGCACAAGCUCGUUUAUUAUCAUUCCCUUCUGACGGAGUGCUGCAAGAUCGCUCCGGCUGCCAUUGCUCCCAGUCUCGGCCGUGCUAUUCGGUUCCUGUAUAACAACCUCGAGACUAUGGACCUGGAGCUGAGUAUGCGAUUCCUGGAUUGGUUUGCUCACCACCUGAGCAACUUCGGUUUCACAUGGAAGUGGAGCGAAUGGGUCGAUGAUCUUGAGCUCCCCGUGAUUCAUCCAAAAAUGGCAUUCAUCCACGGAGCAUUGGAUAAGGAGAUUCGGCUCAGUUUUGCGCAGCGUAUUAAGGGCACCCUCCCUGAACCUUACCUGCCUUUGAUCACGGAGGGCAAAGAGCUGGACACUCCUGAGUUCAAGUACCUAUCUGAUAUUGCUCCGUACUCGAAAGAAGGGCAGGAACUCAAGGAUUUGAUUCGCAAGAAGGCCGGUGACGAUGAGAUUCAGCCUGUGAUGGCAUCCAUCGAGGAGCAGGCCCAGAGUCUUGGCGUCGAAGACCCUAAGGUCCCAUCAACCGAUGCGCUUGUAACCUCUAUUUGCUUUGUUGGAUCCAAGUCCCUCUCGCAUGUUCUUUCCUGCAUUGAGCGGAACAAGGAGCGGCUUUUGACCAUUGGCCAGACUUCCGAGAGAGCUCGUUGCCAAAUUAUUACCUCCGUCAUGGAAUACUGGGCGGAUCAGCCUGGUAUCGCGAUCAACAUCAUCGACAAGUUGCUGAACUACACCGUUCUGAGUCCUCUCUCCGUCUUGGAGUGGGUUCUGACCGAAAGCAUGGCGGCCGGCACGGUGCUGUCUAAGUCUCACAUUUUUGAAAUGGUCUCUGCCACUGUGGGCAAGGUGACCAAUCGUAUGCGUCAGAUUGUUGCAGCCCGCACUCAGUCCGGCCUAUACGAGCCGCAACUUAGUGUUCUGGACGAAACUCUAUCUCGCGAACGCGUUGAAAUGCAAGCCCUCUUCAAGUUCAUCGAAGACUCCAUUGUUUCUGUCGCUGCUGGAAGCAACGACGAGCAGAUGGAGCGCGGCGAUGGAAGUGGCGACCUCCCCGAAGACGCCAUCAUCCGCCAAUGGGGCCGUCGUUGGUUGCGUGUCUUCCGAAGAAAGGCCGCUGUUGAGGAGGCAUUCAUUACCGACGCUCUGACCCACGCGACUCCCGUCGGUACUACUGCUCCGGUGCAGGAGGGCACGGGUGCCCCCGAUGGCGAUAUCAAACUCGCUGAUGCUGAAGAGCAAUAA
Molecule: messenger RNA, 2418 nt
Organism: Penicillium macrosclerotiorum
Lineage: Eukaryota; Fungi; Ascomycota; Eurotiomycetes; Eurotiales; Aspergillaceae
Product: NCBP1 family protein
Exons: 6
Coding region: 1-2418 (805 amino acids)
Biological process (GO): mRNA export from nucleus; nuclear-transcribed mRNA catabolic process, nonsense-mediated decay
Cellular component (GO): nuclear cap binding complex; nucleus
Molecular function (GO): mRNA binding; RNA cap binding
Source: RefSeq, a predicted model, not a curated record